Molecule: messenger RNA, 6047 nt
Organism: Mytilus californianus (California mussel)
Lineage: Eukaryota; Metazoa; Mollusca; Bivalvia; Mytilida; Mytilidae
Product: unconventional myosin-If-like
Exons: 31
Coding region: 145-3495 (1116 amino acids)
Biological process (GO): vesicle transport along actin filament; actin filament organization
Cellular component (GO): cytoplasm; actin cytoskeleton; myosin complex
Molecular function (GO): actin filament binding; ATP binding; microfilament motor activity
Source: RefSeq, a predicted model, not a curated record
CCGGCUAACGAAAAGUAAAAGACUGAGAGAGCAAACAUUUAUAUUUAAAGUCUUUUCAGACCAGUUUAUCCCGAAAAAAAAUAAUGUGACCUUACACGAUAGAGUUGCCUUUUACGUUUUCUGCGGUUGAUAACAGAUUUAAAAAUGCCAUACCAUUGGCAGAGUCACAAUGUCAAGACCAGUGGGGUCGAUGACAUGGUCCUGCUGCAGAAGAUAUCAGAACCGGCCAUAGUUGAAAAUUUGAAAAAGAGGUUUAUGGAAGAUGUCAUCUACACAUAUAUAGGACCAGUAUUAGUCUCCGUCAAUCCAUUCAAACAUAUCAACAUAUUUACAGAUAGAGAAGUAGAGCUUUACCAAGGAGCGGCUCAAUAUGAAAACCCACCACAUGUGUAUGCCUUGGCAGAUAACAUGUACAGAAACAUGCUUAUUGACAUGGAAAACCAGUGUGUUAUCAUCAGUGGAGAAAGUGGUGCAGGAAAGACUGUUGCUGCUAAGUUUAUCAUGGGUUUCAUCACAAAAGUCUCAGGUGGAGGAACUAAAGUACAGAAAAUAAAAGACGUCAUUUUAGAAUCAAAUCCACUCUUGGAAGCCUUUGGAAAUGCCAAAACUGUUAGAAACAAUAAUUCUAGUCGAUUUGGCAAAUAUGUAGAAAUGCAGUUCAGUAGAGGUGGCGAGCCUGAUGGUGGUAAAAUUUCAAACUUUCUUUUAGAAAAGUCAAGAGUUGUUAGUCAGAAUUCAAAUGAAAGAAACUUCCAUAUAUUUUAUCAAUUGUUAUUUGGUGCAGAUGAUCAAACAAAACAGAAUCUUGGUUUAACAACCCCAGAUUAUUACAACUAUUUAAAUCAGACUGGUACUUAUAAAGUGGAUGGUACAGACGAUGUCCAAGAAUUCAAAGACACUAUGAAUGCCAUGAGAGUUGUUGGCAUACCUCAUGAAACUCAUGACGAAAUCCAGUCUCUGAUAGCAUCUGUUCUCCACAUAGGAAACAUACAGUUUGCGGAAGAUGGAAAUUAUGCAAAAGUUCAUAACAGUGACUUUUUAGAAUAUCCAGCAUAUCUAUUAGGAAUUGAUCAAGAAUUUCUAAAUAAGAAAAUCACUAGUCGAACAAUGGACAGUAAAUGGGGAGGAAAGUCGGAAAAGACAGAGGUUACAUUUAAUGUGGAGCAAGCAGAAUUUGCUAGGGAUGCUCUGUCAAAAGCUUUAUAUUCCAGAUUAUUUGACUAUUUGGUGGAUUCUGUGAAUCGUGCUAUGAUCAAAGACCAUGAUGAAAUCAAUAUAGGAAUCUUAGACAUUUAUGGUUUUGAAAUAUUUCAAAAUAACGGAUUUGAACAGUUUUGUAUCAACUAUGUGAAUGAAAAACUACAGCAGAUUUUUAUAGAGUUGACUUUAAAGGCAGAGCAGGAAGAAUAUGUCCAGGAAGGUAUAAAAUGGACACCUAUAGAUUACUUUAAUAAUAAAAUUGUCUGUGAUCUCAUUGAAUCAAAGAAAAAUCCUACGGGUAUCAUGUGUAUAUUGGACGAUGUGUGUGCAACCAUGCAUGCAGUAUCCACCGGUGCUGAUCAAACAUUACUGCAGAAAUUAAGUGCAGGAAUAGGAGUUCAUGACCACUACCAAGGAAUUAGUGUUGGUUUUGUUAUUCAUCAUUAUGCUGGCAAGGUAACAUAUGAGGCAGAUGGUUUUUGUGAGAGAAACAGAGAUGUAUUAUUCAAUGAUAUAAUACAGCUAAUGCAAUCUAGCCAGUCAGACUUUUUAAGAUCUUUAUUCCCUGAAGAUGUUUCAGGACAGACCAAAGGAAGACCAUCAACAGCAUCAGUAAAAAUCAAAACUCAGGCAAACAAACUUGUGGACACACUAAUGAAGAGUACACCACAUUACAUUCGAUGUAUUAAACCCAAUGAGACAAAGAAGGCCCAUGAUUUUGAAGAAAGCCGAGUGAAGCAUCAAGUAGAGUAUUUAGGGUUAAAAGAAAACAUUAGAGUCAGAAGAGCAGGAUAUGCAUUUAGAAGAGAGUUUGAAAAAUUCCUUAGAAGAUAUGCAAUUUUAACCCCUGAAACUUGGCCUAAUUGGAGAGGUGAUCCUAAACAGGGAAUUCAACAUUUAAUGAAUACUGUCAAUAUGGAUAAUGACCAAUGGCAGCUAGGAAAAACCAAAGUCUUCGUUAAAAACCCAGAAUCUCUUUUCUUGUUGGAAGAAAUGAGAGAAAGGAAGUUUGAUAGCCAUGCCAGAAUUAUUCAAAAAUUCUGGAGAAAAUACUUUGCCAGAAAACAGUAUUUCAAACAAAGAGAAGAAGCAUCAAAUAUUCUUCUCAAUAGAAAAGAGAGAAGGAGGUUCAGUUUGAACAGGAACUUUGUUGGGGAUUACAUUGGAUUGGAUGAUCAUCCUGCAUUACGAGCUCUAGUCGGCAAACGAGAAAGGAUAGAUUUCGCUGAAACAGUAUUGAAAUAUGAUAGACGAUUUAAGGUUGCCAAAAGGGACCUGUUGUUGACACCCAAGUACAUGUAUUUAAUAGGCAGGGAAGUGAUAAAAAAGGGACCAGAUAAAGGAAGGAUGAUUGAAGUGGUUAAAAGAAAGAUUGCAAUAGGUGAUAUCAGACAGGUUUGUUUAAGUCCGCUCCAGGAUGAUAUGAUGGUCCUACACAUAAACAAUGAAUACAGUAGUAUGCUAGAGUCCAUGUUCAAAACUGAAUUUUUAGCAACAUUGAAUAAACGGUUGAAAGAAACUGUGAACAGAGAAAUCAGCAUUAAUUUUUCCGAUGCGAUUGAGUUUCCUGUGAAGAAGGAAGGUUGGGGAGGAGGAGGCAAUCGAGUUCUUAAGUUUGUCAAACUUAACCAGGUUCAGGAUGUAGCUACACUAAAACCUUCAGGGAAAACAUUGACUGUCAGCAUUGGUCCUGGAUUACCUAAAGAUUCAAGACCAGGCAUGAAGAAAAUGGCAGUAUCCAAUGGUUCAAUGAAUCGUAGAAACCGUAUGUCGCAAAGAGGACCUCCAUCACGUCCGGCUCCUACAGGUCCACCUCCUUCACAAGGUGCACCACCCAUACCUACAUCAAGCAGGCCAACAGGACGAGGUGGACAAAGAAGAUCAAAAAGAUUUAGUGAAAAUGCCCCAUCACAUCCUAUACCAAAGUUAGGCAAUGUUGGUCGUAAGAAUAGCAAGACAGGAUUGAACACAGACUUCCUAAAAACACCAGAAUCUGGCAUGGCUGGGCUGCGACAUAUUGACGAGGAGCGUAUGAAUGAUGUACAAAGAAAUAAAACAGCUUCAAAGAAGCCACCACCAGGAGCAGGAAGACCUAAGCCCCCACCGGCACCUAAACCUAAAGCAUUUCCUCAAUGUCGCUGUCUCUAUGCCUAUGAUGCUCAGGACACUGAUGAGCUUAGUUUUAAUGAAGGAGAUGUCAUUGAAAUUGUCAAAGAAGAUCCAGCUGGCUGGUGGACAGGGAAACGACAUGGAAAACAAGGGCUAUUUCCUGCAAACUAUGUAGAGAAGCUAUGAGAUGGACUUUAGUGUUACAUACUAUCCAAAAUCUUUAUUGACUGGGUUAAACUAUCUAAACUGUAGUCUUUCCUUGUUAAAAUAUUUUAUAUUUUAUCGCCUGAUACCAUUAUGACUUACAACUUUAAAAGUGCUGAAAUGAUAUCCGAAAUAUUUGUUAACUAAAAUGAAGCAUAAACUGUGAAUUAGUCCCUUUUCAGAGGUUUUUAAGGAUCUAGUCGAUCAAUGUUCAAUGUCUCUCCUAAGUUUCUAAAUUGCAAUACCAGUAACUUACAAAACAAACAUUUUACAAUAUUUAUUGAGAAUCGUUAAAGUUUUCUCUCUAUAUUGAUAACAUGUCUGUGCUCGGUGCAAAUUCAAUAGAUAAGUUACUGAUUGAUACAAUUUGUGCUGGAAUUAGUCCCCUUUUGUCGCCAUGUUGGAGGAUAGGAAUGCCCUUUACCGUCAGUCGUCAAAUGUUCAUUUUCGACUACCGUUAGCAUCAAAUUGGUUAAAAUUUUAUAUUGAUUCGUCAAAAUUUCCUUAUUGUGAUUCGUCAGAGGUCUCAAUUAAUUAACUGUUAUCGUUAUUUUUGGAAAGAAUUUAACGUGAUUUGUCAAAAUCAGUCGAUUUUUUUAUCGUCAUAAAGAAAGCGUACAUUUUAUUGUCAUGCACCAAAAAUUACCGUUAACGUCAUUUGGCAAGAUUUUUUACAGUUAUUCGUCAUGAAGGUACCCCCAUUACGACCCUAAUGUUGGAGGUCUAUGUGCAGAAAUUCCUCCAUAUUUUAAUUUUGGAUUUUUUAGCCCUGCUUGAAUCAUCACUACAAUCUAGUAAGGAUCUCUUAUCAGACUUGUUUGUACCGCAUGUUUUAAUUUGGUCAGUCAUAUAAGAAAAUCAACCGUUUAUCCCUCCAAAAUGGCAGCCAAGGGAAAUAACUCAAACUCAAAUUAUGUCAUAUUGAAACCUAUCCAUAAGUUUGUUAAUGAUUAAGUAUAAAUCUCCACUUGUGUAUAACAUGUCACCUCAUUUGCUAUGUUGAUAUGAUCUGAUGAUAUUCUGACUGCUUAUUUUCAUAUUUUGGUUGUUAAAUCAUGCUUUUAGAAUCCAUUUUCUUUAACAUUUUUACUCUUAGUAUAGUUAUUUCAAGGGUAAGGAGUAGCUAAGUUUUUUCUGUUCCAUGACACCAAUUGCUAAAGACACUGCUGAAAAUGUAAAAAAAAAAAUUUUUUUCCAGUCAACAACCGUUUUUUUAAUUAAGAAAACUACUGUUUGAAGUAUGCAUGUUAAUAAGAGUUACUGCCCCUUGUUAUAUUUCAUAUCAGCAAGAGUCAUUGGGUUAGGGUUCCUUUUUGUGUUAACAGUUCUAGUCUUAUCAGGUAGGAAUUGUUAUAGUUACAUUCCAGUAUAAAUUAAUUAUGUAUUAGGUAUAUUUUGUAGGCAAGUUUUUAAUUAUUUUGUAUAUUUAUUUUUAAUUUAUUCAUUAAAUAUAUAUUCAUACUGCUAGGUUUUUUUACCCACUGUUUCAUAGAAAAUGUAUUUAUUCUUCUAACAAAUCAAGUGGGAUUUUAUUAGCUGCAGGACCAUAUGUCUUAUUGUCCUUAAUGAUAAUUAUUGGUAUUUGUGGACCAUAGCUCUAUUGUCGGCACAAAUCAGAAAUCACUACCGGCUUAAAGACUAUGGUUCUGAAGUUAAGAUUUAAUACACUAAGAAUUUUCAUUUCUGUCAAUUCAUUGUUAGUUUUGUAGUCAUAAGAAAUAAUUUUAUAGAGUUAUUUCUAGGAUAACCUUGAAUUGAAGAUAUUACUCUUUAAAUAUCAGAAUUUCAAUAGUUAAUAUGAGCAGACUUUUUACAUUGUGUGGCUGACGAAUCAGUGUUGAUUUUGAAGAGUUGAUAAUUAGAAAAUCAGUUUUUGUAAAUUUGUAGAUGAAAUUUAUAUUGUUUAAGAGAACAGCAUAAGAGAUCUGAAAGUACUGAGAUUUAUAGACUUUUGAGAUGGAUACUUAAGGUCUAGUUGCAAUAAAUGGCAAUGUCACAGAUUUUUAGAAGUUUUGCACACAACUUGAUCAUUUUGAACUUUUAUUGAAAAUUAAAGAAAUUUUUACAUGAUCUGUUUUAUAUUUGACAGAAUGAUGUAAUGAAAACUCUGAAAAUAGAUACAAAUAUAAGAAUGCACAUUACCAGACAUUAAUGUUAUCUUGAUUAUAAUCAAAAUGAUCUUAAUCAUAAAAUUAAGCCAUUGAUUAAUAAAAAAGUUGAUAUAUUACAUUGUACAACCAAACAUUUUUGUUUUCACUAUGUGAAUUAGUUAUAAAGUCACCAGAAUUGCAUUUUGUGCACACAGGUAAAUGAGUAAAAAAAUCUCAGAAAAUGUCCAAAUAAGUGUAAUUUUGUAAUACUUUGAAAUUAAUAAACAAAAAAUCAUAUUUUAAAAAACUUUCAUAGAAGAGGACUUUUAUAAUUUUUCAUUCAAACAUAUUUUGAAAAAUACAUUUUUUUAGUUAAAAUUGAAAAAUGCCCUUAUGUAACUUGACCUUUUCAAAUAUUGCAUUUAUUUCUUCAAUUUUGAAGUC